This is a messenger RNA of Musca vetustissima, 1546 nucleotides long. RefSeq names its product tubulin beta-3 chain. Gene Ontology annotation, molecular function: structural constituent of cytoskeleton; GTPase activity; GTP binding. Gene Ontology annotation, cellular component: microtubule; cytoplasm. Gene Ontology annotation, biological process: microtubule cytoskeleton organization; mitotic cell cycle. The transcript is spliced from 4 exons. Bases 37 to 1401 code for a protein of 454 amino acids. NCBI's taxonomy places the organism in Eukaryota, Metazoa, Arthropoda, Insecta, Diptera, Muscidae. The record is from RefSeq and is a predicted model, not a curated record.
UCCCAGUUUUCGAAAACCCAAAAACACCAAAUCAAUAUGAGGGAAAUCGUUCAUUUGCAAGCCGGUCAAUGUGGCAACCAAAUUGGUGCUAAGUUUUGGGAAGUCAUUUCCGAGGAGCAUGGCAUUGACCAGAAUGGUAUCUACAAGGGUGAUAGCGAUUUGCAAUUGGAACGCAUUAGCGUUUAUUACAACGAAGCAUCAGCAGCAUCAAGGUCUUCGGGCGGUAAAUAUGUACCGCGUGCAAUUCUCUUGGAUUUGGAACCCGGCACUAUGGAGGCUGUACGCUCCGGUCCCUAUGGUCAAUUGUUCCGUCCCGAUAAUUUUGUCUUUGGACAAUCGGGUGCUGGUAAUAAUUGGGCCAAGGGUCAUUACACCGAAGGUGCUGAAUUGGUGGAUAAUGUUUUGGAUGUAGUGCGCAAGGAAUGUGAAAACUGCGAUUGUUUGCAGGGCUUCCAAUUGACCCAUUCUUUGGGUGGUGGUACCGGUUCCGGUAUGGGUACCUUGCUGAUUUCGAAAAUCCGUGAGGAAUAUCCCGAUCGUAUCAUGAACACCUACUCGGUGGUGCCUUCACCCAAGGUAUCCGACACUGUGGUGGAACCCUACAAUGCCACCUUGUCCAUCCAUCAACUGGUGGAGAACACAGAUGAAACCUAUUGCAUUGACAACGAGGCCUUGUACGACAUCUGCUUCCGCACCCUGAAGGUUUCAAAUCCCAGCUAUGGUGAUUUGAAUCAUUUGGUCUCCCUGACCAUGUCGGGUGUUACCACCUGUCUGCGUUUCCCCGGCCAAUUGAAUGCCGAUUUACGUAAAUUGGCCGUUAACAUGGUUCCCUUCCCACGUUUGCACUUCUUUAUGCCUGGCUUUGCCCCACUCACCUCACGUGGUUCGGAAAAUUAUCGUACCUUGUCGGUACCCGAAUUGACACAACAAAUGUUCGAUGCCAAGAACAUGAUGGCCGCCUGCGAUCCACGCCAUGGCCGUUAUCUAACUGUGGCCGCUGUAUUCCGUGGCCGUAUGUCCAUGAAGGAGGUCGACGAACAAAUGUUGGCGGUGCAGAAUAAGAACAGUUCAUACUUCGUCGAGUGGAUCCCCAACAAUGUAAAGACUGCCGUAUGCGAUAUCCCACCCAAGGGUUUGAAAAUGUCAUCGACGUUCAUUGGCAACACCACCGCCAUUCAGGAUCUCUUCAAGCGUAUUUCCGAACAAUUUUCGGCUAUGUUCAGACGCAAAGCUUUCUUGCAUUGGUACACCGGUGAGGGUAUGGAUGAAAUGGAAUUCACCGAGGCCGAGAGUAACAUGAACGAUUUGGUCUCUGAAUAUCAACAGUAUCAGGAAGCCACGGCCGAUGAUGAAUUCGAUCCCGAAGUGCAAGCCGAAGAAGUUGAGGGAGAUUGUAUUUAAUCAACAAGUCAGAGGAAUGAUGAGGAGCGUGCUUUUUUGGCGCUACGUGUUGAGAGGGAGAGGCAACAAAUUGUUGCGGAGAAUGCAGCAGAUUUGGCCCAGGAGAUACGAUCCCUGUUGCAUACUUUAAGGUGUUUUCUUUAAG